This is a messenger RNA of Owenia fusiformis, 844 nucleotides long. Lineage: Eukaryota; Metazoa; Annelida; Polychaeta; Sabellida; Oweniidae. The record is from the annotation of a GenBank genome assembly.
AGCCAUUAGUCCACUAAAGCUGAUACUUCAAUACUAGCAGCUGACAGUCAGCGUCAUAGUAAAUGUCUAUGAAGGUUGAGAUUUAUAUGAUGCAGCAAUGUGCACUAUCCAGUUAUCUUAUACAAUUCAGCUAUAUACAGAUAUAUGCACAUUUAGUAGAGUGCACAUGCAGCUUUAUGCACAAUGCAGCUAUGUGCACAAUGUAGCCAUAUGCACAAUUCAGCUAUAUGCACAAUGCAGCUAUGUGCACAAUGUAGCCAUAUGCACAAUGCAGCUUUAUGCACAAUGCAGCCAUAUGCACAAUGCAGCUAUAUGCACAAUGCAGCUAUGUGCACAAUGUAGCCAUAUGCACAAUGCAGCUUUAUGCACAAUGCAGCUUUUGCAAAAUACAGCCAGACAAAGAAACAAUGUCUGUGAAUUCCAGUUCAAAGUGCAAACUGUGUAAGGCCAUUCAAAGUUAAUAAUUUGUUAAAUGUCCCAUUGAGGGGCCAAACUUUUAAGAAGGUGGGGAUGAAAAAACAAGUAGAUUUAAAAACAAACCUUGAGCGUAUCUAUAUGGAUUUGAUAUUAUACCAUAACAAUUGCAAAGUAUGUGAAUGAUUUGAGUUCAAAAUUUGAGUUUCAAAAUGUGGAGACUCCUCUUUAUAUGAAUAUGAUCUUAGGUCACAAUUAGUUUCAAUUGUCAUUUGGAUUUGCUACAAAUCCAUCCUUGUUUUUCCUGAAAGCCUCAGUAUUCACUAAAUGUCAUUUAAUUUGUUACAAUACAAGUAAAAUAUUGUUUGAUUACUGAAAGAAAGUUUUAGACUUAAAGGCCCACUUUGCGUAUUUUCAAUGUUUUUUUUUG